Molecule: messenger RNA, 813 nt
Organism: Linnemannia hyalina
Lineage: Eukaryota; Fungi; Mortierellomycota; Mortierellomycetes; Mortierellales; Mortierellaceae
Source: the annotation of a GenBank genome assembly
AUGAAGUUGACUGCAGAUCUCAUCGCACGGGCACCAUGCUACCUCAAUGCCCUCCAGGACCGGGAACUGGACCUUCGCAGCUACAAGAUCCCUGCUAUUGAGAACCUUGGAGUCACCAAGGACUUGAACGACUCGCUGGACCUGACAGACAACGAUAUCAGAGCCCUCGCAAACUUUCCCGUCCUCUACCGCCUCAAGACCCUCCUCCUCUCUAAUAACCGCAUCUCCAAAAUCGACCCCGAGCUCCUCUCAAGCUACCUCCCCAACCUCACCACCUUGGUCCUCACCAACAAUGCCGUUGCUGAACUUUCGGAUCUUCAGGGACUUGCGGGAGCAAAGUUUCUGGAGCAUUUGGUCCUGUUGGAUAACCCGUUGACAAAGAAAAAAUACUACAGGCUCUAUGUUAUCUGGAAGUUGCCGACUGUCAGAGUGUUGGAUUUCACAAAGGUCGCCCGGAAGGAGAGACAGGAGGCAAAGAAACUAUUCGACGGAAAGGCAGGCCCCUCCGCAUUAGCAGAGUCGAUCGCCGCCACAAAAUCGACCACCUCAACCUUCGAGCCCGGCGAGGGCGUGCCCCUGCCACUCAAGUCGAGCGUACCCACAUUGACCAUGUCCAAGGAAGACCAGGACAAGAUCAGGGCUGCUCUUGCCAAGGCUACGACGUUGGAUGAGAUCUCACGACUGGAACGUGCGUUGAAGGAGGGCAAGAUUCCGAGUGAUUUGAAGGAUCAGCAGGAGACGCAAAGUCGUAAGAAGCAGAAGCUGGAUGACGGCGAGCAGGAAGAGGAGGAGGAGGAUACACCCAUGGCGUGA